Messenger RNA from Penaeus vannamei (Pacific white shrimp), 9822 nucleotides. The record is from RefSeq and is a predicted model, not a curated record. NCBI's taxonomy places the organism in Eukaryota, Metazoa, Arthropoda, Malacostraca, Decapoda, Penaeidae.
AGACCCGCCGCAGUUCGAGGAGCGGCCCGUCGACCAGAUCGUGAUGAACGACCGCGUGGCCUCGUUCACGUGCCGCGCCACGGGCAACCCUGAGCCGCGGAUCCAGUGGCGCAAGAACGGCCGGAAGGUCAGCGGCAACACUCGCUACAUGAUCCUCAACGUGCCCGGCGGAUCCAUCCUGAGGAUCGAGCCCGUCAAGUUCCUGCGCGACGAGGCCACGUACGAGUGCGUGGCCGAGAACACCGCCGGGGACACCAUCACCGCCAAGGCCAAGCUGGACGUCAUCUCCGACGAUCCGAACUCCCAGCCCGCGGGGUUCCCCUACUUCCGCACGGAGCCCAAGACGAAGGCGGUGGAGAUCGACCACACGGCGCUGCUGGUGUGCGACGCCCGAGGCAACCCCGACCCGGUCAUCACCUGGUACAAGGACCACCGGCCGGUCGACCUCACCAACCAGCGCUACAGCGUCCUCCGCUCCGGGAGCCUGCAGAUCAGCACCAGCACGGAGGAGGACGGAGGCAAGUACGAGUGCGUCGCCAGGAACUCCGUGGGAACCGCCUUCAGCAACCUCGUCAGCCUCUACGUCAGGGUGCGCCGCGUGCCCCCUCGCUUCAGCAUGCCCCCCGAUUCCGUCUACGAGGUCAUGCCCGGCGAAUCCCUCAGCAUCCCGUGCGUGGCCGUGGGCUCGCCGAUGCCGUACGUGCAGUGGAAGAAGAACUCCCGCCAGGGCCCCGCGGAGGACAUGACGGACAACCUGAUCACCAAGAACGUCCUGGUGCUCGAGAACAUCCAGGAGUCGGCCAACUACACGUGCCAGGCGCAGUCGACGCUCGGACUCGUCACGCAGGAGGUCGCCGUCAAGGUGCAAGCCCUGCCGCGUCCCCCCGACCAGGUGAUGAUCAGUGACGUCAUGGCGACAUCGGUGCGGAUCACGUGGGACUAUGACGUCAGCCCGGGAGACAUCUCGUAUUACGUCAUUCAGUACAAGCCGCACCACGCCGAGAGGGACUACCACGAGAUCUCUGGCCUCGUCACCAAGUUCUACAACGUCAUCGGAUUGACGCCGUUCACCGUGUACGAGUUCCAAGUCCUGGCCGUGAACAAGAUCGGACGCGGCCCUCCGUCGAAGCCCGUGACGGUGAGCACGGGAGAAACAGUCAACGGUGGAAACUCAAGGCUACAAGCUGUACUACACCACCAACCCAUCUCUACCAAUCCAAUCUUGGAAGAGUCAACCGGUGCAGGAUAACAAGCUGACGACCAUCAGUGACCUAACUCCACAUACAAUCUACACCAUACGUGUGCAAGCUUACACAGGCAUUGGACCAGGGCCUCUCUCAGACCCUGUAAAAGUCAAGACUCAGCAAGGAGUACCUAGCCAGCCCACGAACCUGCAUCCAGCUCGCGUUACUGCAACAUCUAUUGAACUCAGUUGGACGAGACCUUCUCAUCAAGGAGAGAACAUCAUUUCUUAUGAACUGUACUGGAAUGAUUCUACAACUCAGAGACAAGAGCAGCGUAAUAUUCCGGAGGGUGAGAGCUACACCUUGGAAAAUCUGCAACCCAACACAGUGUACAAUCUGUGGUUGGCAGCUCGAUCACAGCGGGGGGAAGGAGCCAGCACUGCACCCAUCUCAGUCCGCACAGAGGAACACUUCCCAGGUGCUCCUCCCAGUAACAUCCGUGCUGCUGCUGAAGACUCAGAGACAAUCCAUGUGGAGUGGGAGCCUCCCCCGGAAGACAAACAACAUGGAAAGAUCACCCACUACAAACUCAUGUAUGUCAACAACACACGACCUGAUUCAGAUGCUUCGGUGAUCACAAUAUCUGAUCCAACACAGCGGGAUUACCUCAUUACCAACCUGCAGAAAUGGACGGAGUACAGAGUUUGGAUGCUUGCUGGAACCAUCAUAGGGGACGGUGUCAAAUCUGACCCCCAGCUAGUCCGCACAGAUGAAGAUGUUCCUGGUGAACCACGCAACGUGAAGGUUGAGGUCAUCAACAGCACAAGUAUUAGGGUUACUUGGACUCCCCCCAACGAGAGGGAAAGAAAUGGCAUUCUUCGAGGCUACCAGAUCCACGUGCAGGAGAUGGCAGGAAGUGAAGGCAGUAUGAUUAUUCCUGGUUCCAUGCCAUACACAGUUCACAAUGGUGAAGCAACAAGUUAUGUGGUUACUGAUCUGCACCCUGACACAGAGUAUCAGGUUCAGGUGUCAGCUAUAACAAGAAAAGGUGAUGGUGAGAGAUCACUGCCUACAAAAGUGCAGAUGCCAGGUGGUGUGCCCAACAAACCUGCUCUGAUUGUGAAUGGGACUAUAGACAAAGCUAAUGGAAAACUGUCUGUGUUCGUUGAAUGGAAAACUCCAACUGAGACUUAUGGAGAGAUAAUGGGUUACCGUUUGAGAUAUGGACCAAGAGGAGAAAAGCUAAAUACUGUCAGCCUUGAGGGACGCUCCAUGUUGCACAAGACGCUAAAUGAUCUGCAGAGGGGAAUCGAGUAUGAGAUACGUGUAGCUGGUCGCAACCACAUCAACUACGGUCAGGAAGCAGUUGAAUACUAUAUGACUCCUGAGGCACCACCGUCUGGGCCGCCCACCAACAUUACAUAUAAAUACCAAACUCCAGGCACUAUUGUUUUCACAUGGGAUUUACCCAAGCCUAAUGAAAGGAAUGGAGUUAUUCAUAUGUAUGAUGUGGAGUUCAACAAGAAUGUGAUACUGAACAAUGACUUCAAACAUGAGAGGAACACUUCUGAAGGGAGAAUAGUCUUUAAUGGUCUUGAAGAGAACAUGGAUUAUACUUUCAAGGUUCGAUCUUGGACUUCAAAAGGUCCUGGUCCUUAUAGCGAGGUUGUACACUUACACACGGAGCCUGACCUUGUUCGAGCACCCAUGUCCCUUCAAGGACUCGCCACUUCAGAAUCUUCUAUUGAAAUAUGGUGGGAACCCGUUCCUUCACGUGGGAAAGUUAUAGGAUAUCAGGUGUUUUACACAAUGGCUCCAUCAGCCGAUUUGGACCUGUGGACUCAUAUCAAAGUUCCAGUAACCCACUCGGCUGAACUGCAGAACUUGGAACGCCAUGCUGAGUAUGCCAUUGCUGUAGCUGCCAGGACUGCAACAGGACUAGGACGCUUGUCAACAAUGCUACCUGUACGUGUAAAGCCAGUGGAUGUACCAAUGCACCUGCGCGCUCAUCAUGUCACCACACAUUCUGCAAAUCUAACUUGGGGCCCCCCUAUUCAGCUGAACCCUUUGCACUUCAAGGUGACCUAUAGCGCAGUGAAGGAGUUUGUUGAUGCUCAAGGUGUAACUCAAGUCCAGAAGAUUGGUGUAACUACCAAAAUUGUGAAUAAGCGCAAGCACAGCUUCAUCAUAGAGGAUCUACGUCCCUUCACCACCUACACUGUGAAUGUUACUGCUGUACCGCAGACCCAAGAAUACCGUCCACCUGCAAAGAUCACUGUAACAACUCAGAUGGCAGCUCCUCAGCCAAUGGUGAAGCCUGACUUUUAUGGUGUUAAUGGUGACCAUGAGAUAGCCAUGAUUUUACCUCAAGCGUCAGAGGAGUACGGGCCAAUAGCUUUUUAUUACCUUAUAGUUGUGCCUGAGGACAAUCACCAUGCCUUUAAGAACCCUGAUCAGUAUCUCACGGAUGAUGGCAAAUCACUUCAUCACGCUUCAUCUACACCUGAAAUACACAAUCAUGGUCUCAUAGCCAAUAAGGCUGGAAGCAAGGAAGCGCUAGCUGAAGGACCCUACAUUGCAGCUAAGUUCCUACAUCGCAACAUCCCCUAUUCCUUCUCUCUUGGUAAUGGUCAGAUUUAUGAGGGAUUCAAGAACAGACCAUUGCAAAACAACAAGAGGUACAAGAUCUUCGUAAGGGCCAUUGUCGACACUCCUGGACAGCACCUCUACACUUCAUCACCCUUCUCGGACUUCAUCUCGUUGGACAUGCGAGCUGCACCCAGAGGGAAGCUCCCAGAGCGCCCCAAGCCCAUCCCUGACAACGUGGGAACAAAUGUCCCCAUUCCAGGCCCUGGGAAUGAUAUGGAAAUGCUCAUGAUUGUUGGUCCUGUCAUUGGCGCUGUACUGCUGGUGGUCAUAUCUCUAUUCUUGUUCCUCUUUGUUUGGAAGCGUCGCAGGCAGCCCAAGUCCCGUGACCAGGCUCAGGUGACGAAGCCCUUAAUGGCUGAUCAUGGCGGUGGUCAUGUGGGUGGAGGGAUCGGUGGAGGUGGAGGCAGUGUUGGCGUCAUCCCGGCUGCUCCCUCUGAUCCAGUGAAGAUGCGACGACUCAACUUCCAGACCCCAGGCAUGAUCUCCCACCCUCCUAUCCCCAUCUCACAGCUUGCCGAGCACAUUGAGAGACUCAAGAGCAAUGACAAUCAGAAGUUCUCACAGGAGUAUGAGUCAAUUGAACCAGGACAGCAGUUUACUUGGGAUAAUAGUAACCUUGAAGUCAACAAACCAAAGAAUCGCUAUGCCAAUGUGAUAGCAUAUGACCACUCAAGAGUUGUUCUCCAGACUCUUGAAGAAGUUCCAGGAAGUGAUUAUAUCAAUGCCAACUUUUGUGAUGGCUAUCGCAAACAAAACGCGUAUAUUGCCACUCAGGGUCCACUUCCGGAGACUUUUGGAGACUUCUGGCGUAUGUGUUGGGAACAGCGCUCUUGUACGAUUGUGAUGAUGACUAAGCUGGAGGAGAGAACUAGGAUCAAGUGCGACCAGUAUUGGCCUGGGAGAGUAUCGCAGACAGAAACUUACGGCAUCAUGCACAUCACCCUGACUGACAUUCAGGAACUAGCCACCUACACUGUGAGGACUUUCCAGUUGCAGAGAUCUGGCAAUUUGGACCGACGUGAAGUGCGACAAUUCCAGUUCACCGCCUGGCCUGACCACGGUGUUCCUGACCACCCAACACCAUUCCUCAUGUUCCUACGGCGUGUGCGACAUGUCAACCCACCAGACUCGGGACCAAUUGUCGUUCACUGCAGUGCUGGUGUUGGCCGAACAGGAGCUUUUAUUGUCAUUGAUGCCAUGCUGGAGAGGAUAAAACAUGAACAGAGUGUCGAUAUCUAUGGACAUGUGACCUGUCUGCGCGCUCAAAGGAACUACAUGGUCCAAACCGAAGACCAAUACAUCUUUAUACAUGAUGCCCUCUUGGAGGCUGUGAUGGCAGGGGCAUCAGAGGUGCCAGCACGCAGCUUACACUCGCAUAUCCAGAAGUUAAUGGCUGUUGAAGCUGGUGAUACUGUGACAGGCAUGGAACUGGAAUUUAAGCGUCUAGCAAACAUCAAGGCCCAACCAUCGAGGUUUGUUAGUGCCAACCUGCCUGUAAACAAAUUCAAGAACCGAUUAGUAAACAUCCUGCCAUACGAAAGUACUCGUGUUUGCCUUCAGCCUCUCCGUGGCAGUGAGGGAUCAGACUACAUUAAUGCCAGCUUUAUUGAUGGCUAUAGGUAUCGCUGUGCUUACAUAGCAACACAAGGUCCAUUGCAAGAGACAGUUGAUGACUUCUGGCGGAUGCUUUGGGAACACAACUCCACCAUUGUUGUCAUGCUCACCAAGCUCAAGGAGAUGGGCAGGGAAAAAUGUUACCAGUACUGGCCAAAUGAACGUUCUCAACGAUAUCAGUUUUAUGUGGUGGAUCCAAUAGCUGAGUAUAACAUGCCUCAGUAUAUUCUCAGGGAGUUUAAGGUUACUGAUGCUAGAGAUGGACAGUCUCGCACCAUACGACAGUUCCAGUUUAUUGAAUGGCCAGAACAGGGUGUGCCAAAGUCUGGAGAAGGGUUCAUUGACUUCAUUGGCCAAGUGCACAAGACAAAGGAGCAGUUUGGACAGGAUGGGCCUAUCACUGUACACUGCAGUGCUGGCGUUGGACGUACCGGUGUCUUUAUCACCUUGAGUCAGGUCCUGGAGCGCAUGCAGUAUGAGGGUGUUGUUGACAUGUUCCAGACCGUCCGCAACCUCCGCACACAGCGUCCUGCAAUGGUGCAGACAGAGGAGGAGUACAGGUUCUGCUACUUGGCCAGUCUGGAGUACCUAGACAGUUUUGAUCACUUCGUAGACUGACUAUCAAGGCCUGCCGGCACUCGCCUGCAAUCUGUGUGGACCUGAGAAAACAAUCAGGCUAGCUCGGGUGCUAGAGUAAGCAAAUAAUUGUAGGCAGUUAGUGGUGAUAAGUUGCACUAGAAUGAACCAUUUAUCUCUGUGCUGCAGAGGUGCUCUCUCUUGGAAAAGCAGAUGCUGUGUUGUGUCUUGCUGAGAAAGAAAUAUUGGGCUCAUUCAAAAUAAUAAUAAGGCUGGUGUGAAAGAAUUUUCAUGUAGUGAGACUUUCUUCAACUCCCCAGAGUUAGCACUACAGAAACUUCAUGAAUGGCCAAAUGCAGAUAGUGCAAUAAGUUUUAUCAUGUAUUUAAAUAUCUGAUUUAUAUAUUUAAAAGAGUUGAAAUCAAAAAAAUAUUAUGUUGGAAACUUGCACCCUCCAAGAUGUCAUUUCCAUGGAAACUAAACAAGAGACAGUGGACGACUUGCUUCCCGUUGACUGAUGACCACAAAGCUCAUGUCAGUGAUAGCAUGAGUGAAACCAAGCUGCCUUCUCAAGACUGUCAUGGGUGAUGUCAGAGAAGCUGUGUUAAGAAAAGAUUUAUUACUAGUACACUGAAGCUGGAUUUUAAGAAAAUUGCCAAGACAACAGAGCAAGUCAGUGGAGGGACAAUUGGAAAUGCCAUCCCUCAAUACAUCUAGGCGACAAGAUGCCACGGUCAUUUCCUUCAGCAUGUUUUAAUUCUCAAACACAGAUGGAAAUUGUAGCUCAUUUUGUAGAUAGUAUAGCACAAAAUGUAUAAUGACAAUGAAGGAAUGAAGAAAAAAUGAUCUCAAAAUUACAGAACCAAUAUUGGGUGCUAAUGUGUGUAAACAUCACCUCUUCUAAUGUGCCAAUAUAUGGGCAUAUGCUUCAGUGUUAGUUAUGAAGACCAAGAUGAAGAAAAGUUUUAUAUUGUAGGUAAUAACUUUCUUUUAUGAGAAAUUUGUAACUGUGUGAAAGAAAUUUUUCUUCAGGUUAGACAAUUGGCAGAGUCCUCUUAGUGUAUUGCAUACAACUGUAUUUGGUGAUGCAAAUCUUGGUGUGGUGUCAUCGUUUGAAAACAGGAAAAUAUAUUGACAUGGAUGUGCUCUCAAACUACUUGCAGAAAUUGCAUAAAUGGAACAUCAUAAGUGCUUUCACAAAAUGUAGGUUUAAGUUAUUAAAGAUGUCUAAACACAAAGUACAUAUAGAAUCAUCCAUGUAAAUAGGGGUGUUACUCCCUCACAUGGGUUUACUUUCGACCUAUACAUGAUGAAUUAACUCAUUAUAGAAAAUGAAAACAAAGUAAAAUGCUUCCCAAGAAGUUUUUCAGCCAUUUCAAUUUAUGAAUGUAAUUUUAAACAAUCUGUGUCCAAACUUCCAAUGCUGCAUGAACCCUGAAGGCUAUCUGUACUUCUGAUGACUGGAUAUGAACUUCAGAGAAAAGCAUUUUACUUUUAUAACUAGAUUGUUAAAAGAAAAAAGUAUAAUGAAAAUGAGAAACCUUUUAUUGGUGUGACACUGAACCCUUGCCUUGUUACCAUGAUGUAGGUCAGAUACGUUGGUCUUUAGUUUAAUGUUUUCUUUCUCUCUCUUUUUUGUUUUAGGUUAGUGUUCUCCACAGUGUUGCACAUAUAUAUAUAGUUGUGUAUUCCAGGAUCAUGAUAUUAGGUUAUAGUACUUAUUUUUUCAUGUUUUUGUAAGAAACUUGUUUUGUUUCAUACUGACAAUGUGACCAUUCACUUUAUAUUAAUGUUUAAGUGUACUUUUUGUACAAACUUUUUUGUGUGAAUGAGCAGAUGAGCCAAGUUUGACAGAGUAAGCAGAUGGUCCUCGUUUAAGAGUGUUCGAAAUAGCCAGCCAGUUACCAGGUGCAAGGAACAGUUAAAGGCACAGAUCCAGUCCAUACCACGAAACUAUUUUCUGUAGAACUGACUGUUGCAAAAAAAUAAAAAAGAAGAAAAAAAGGAAAAAAAAAAAGGACAAAAGAUGGCUUAGACAUCUCGCUGUACUAGAAGAAGUAGGGGAAAGAAUAUUGCCAAUAACUGUCUUUGUUACUUAGUGAAUGUCCAAAUGUUUUUCAGCUAUACUUAUUACUCUUAAAUUGAAUAAAUGAAUAAAAUAUUGCCAAGGCUGGUUUAUACGAUAAGCAUAAUUUUCAUGAGUUAAAAAUAUGUGAUGUAGCAUACUAAAGCAUGAGUGAGGAUGAGGAUGUAAGAGAUAGUAAGAUGACCGUGAAUAUUAUUUUUGAAGAAGAAUUUUCUCAACUAGAGUAAUUCCAUUCUGUCGCGGUAUGUUUUUAUUGAAAUUUAUUUGUUACAAUUGAGCUAAUGACAUGACUAAACCGAUUACUUUGGUUUGCUGAAUAUGUUAGCAAUAUAGACAGAUUCCUGCAAUAAGAAAUUCAAAGUUCUGUGACCUAUGAAUGCAUAUCAAGCACUACCAUAAGUUGCUUCAUAAUCAUUGUUGUCUCUAUAUAUCAUGUAACUCGGUGCAUCGUGGGCAGUGUUAAGGAUGUUUCCUAUGAACUUGGUCUCAGGUGUCAGGAGCACACUUGGUGGUAUUGAAGAAAAUGGAAAGGCUCAUGCUGUUAGCUUCCUCUCUGAUACACAGGGUAGUAGGAAAAGUGCCAUGUAUAUAAUAAAAAGGAAGGAUAUGUUAAAAAUAAGGAAAAUGAGAAAGACCAUAAAAAACCAUAUCAAGAUUGCCUUGACAUGCUGUGUUUGUCACUGAAGAGCCUAUACACUGUUAUGGAAGCAAUAUAAUAAUACUCAAGUUGGUAAAGGCAAUUUAUCAGAGAGUAACAGUAAAGCAUUCCUGUUGACCUGACCUACAGUAAUGUGUAAGGGGCAUUUCACUAACAUUUUCCUCAACUCCACCUUGCUGCUGCCAUGACUGGAUACUGUUUAAUUUGUUUUGUAAGUCCUGUAGCAGAGUAAUACACACAAAAUGUGAAAGCAUUGUCACGGUAACAUCACAGUUUCUGAGGAUGAAAAAAGGUGUUAUGUACAGAUCUCUCUCCCUCUUCUUGCUGUUAAACUCUCAUGAUUAGAGUGUAUACGUUUUCAUUAUGUGUAAGUGCAUUUACUUAUUUCCAAAGCAUUUAUUCUGUACAUCCCAGACUUUAAAAAGAAAAAAAAUGAGGCUAUCACAUGGCAUUUUCAGAAGAACCAAUAAAUGAUAAAGCAGAUGUUACCCAUGGGUCACGAUAUUCCUGUUUGCCAGUUUUAUAUUUUGCUUUGUUCGGCUUCAGUUUGUAAUCACUACCACCUCAAAUCAACUGCCAUUAAUAUAGGGGGAUAUGAGGCAAUACACUUGGCUUGCCACUAUGCUCUCUCCUUUCAUGCACUGCUGCCUGGACCAUCAAACUGCCUCUCAUUGUAGCCUCUGUUAAUGGUUUUCUUAACCAUAGCACUAAACCCUUGUUAAUGACCUAAAAUGGAAGUAUGUUUUAUUUCAAAACAUUGACAAGUAACCUUGGAAGGCAUAGUUAUGUUACUAUUUAUUUUUAUAGAAAUUGACAACGGAAUAACAAGGUAUUGGUGCUUCUAAACCUUCUUUGUAAUAUGUCAAAGGUGUUACAUAAUAUUUAGAUUAUGCACAUUUCAUAUUGAUAGUUAGGAGGAAUGAGAGGCAGGACUUUCUAUCAAAAUUACUCUACCCAUGCCUAUAAUAUUGUUUUGUUUUUACCUAGCUAGCAAUAUUUUGUAAUUCACACGUGAUGUAACAUAUUGUAAGAAUAAAAUGGAAUGAAAAUUUUAA